Molecule: messenger RNA, 2508 nt
Organism: Xyrauchen texanus (razorback sucker)
Lineage: Eukaryota; Metazoa; Chordata; Actinopteri; Cypriniformes; Catostomidae
Product: G-protein coupled receptor family C group 6 member A-like
Exons: 6
Coding region: 1-2508 (835 amino acids)
Biological process (GO): G protein-coupled receptor signaling pathway
Cellular component (GO): membrane
Molecular function (GO): G protein-coupled receptor activity
Source: RefSeq, a predicted model, not a curated record
AUGGCUGGCUUUGGGGCUGCAUGUAAAACAUCACCAGGCAUAUGUGGGGCCUGGGCAAAUGGGGAUAUACGGAUAGGGGUGGUCAAUUCCUGCCAUUCCAAAGUCCAGACGCAAGAGGUCCGAGAACGGCCAGAAAAAUACAACUGCACCGAUUUUAAUCUGCUUUCGUUUGUAAGGACUCUAGCUGUUGUGCAUACUAUUGAAACGAUCAAUAACUCCAGUUUCCUGCCGGGUGUUCGACUCGGCUACUACAUCUGUGACACUUGUUCUGAUGCCUCAAAGGCCAUUCACAGCACUGAACAGCUUCUUGCUGUAAAUGGCACAUUGCCUGUCCAAUGUGAUAUCCUUGAAAGGCCUAAUGUAAAAGCAAUCAUUGGAGCCCGGUUCUCAGAAGACUCUCUUGCAGUGGCUCGUCUUCUGAGUCUAUAUAUGGUCCCUCAGAUAAGCACAACAUCAUCUGCACAAACUUUAAGUGAUAGGAUACGAUACCCAGCAUUCCUGCGAACCAUCCCCAGUGAUGAUCACCAAACCAAAGCACUGGCUAAUUUCAUGAAGCACUUCCACUGGGACUGGGUAGGAGUAGUCUAUGGAGAUGAUGAUUAUGGCAAAAAUGCCUUCCACAGCUUCUUGGCAGAUGCAGAAGAUGCAGAUAUUUGCCCCGCUUUUGAAGAAUUAUUGCCUCACUACCUAGCACAAAAUGAUGUUGAUAACAGGAUCCAAGAGGUUGCAGAAACAAUUCAAUCAUCUAAAGCUAAAGUUGUGUUACUCAUCUUAAAGGAAGAGUUGGUCAAUAAACUCUUCAAGGUGAUGAUUCGCAAGAACAUCUCACGAACUUGGAUAGCAAGUGACGCUUGGUCAAUGUCACGAAGUAUUUCUCGAAUGGAUGGAAUCAACAAUGUAGGUGACAUUUUUGGCUUUACCUUCAUCACUGGUCCUAAUCCUGGAUUUAAAGAGUUUUUGCAAGACCUGACUCUUGCUCCAGGCUCAGUAAACCUCUUCCUUGAGGAAUACAAGCAGUUAGGGAAAGAGGAAGGUUUUCUCACAAAGGCUGUUGAUAUCAGCAUUGCCUAUGGUGAGAGACUAGCUGUAUGGUCCAUAGCUCAUGCUUUGAAACCUCUUCUAAACUGCAACGAAAUUGAUUGCCCAGGAGAAAGGGACUUUCCACCAUGGGAGCUCCUUAAGGAACUGAAAAAGGUCAAUUUUACUAUGGACAAUCAGACGUUUUAUUUCAAUGCAUCAGGAAAUUUCAUGAAUGGCUAUGAUUUAAUACGAUGGGACCCAGAUGAAGCAAGUGGCCAGAGACACUUUAUUGUUGUUGGAAAUUACAAUCUGAUGAAAAAAGUAAUUGAAAUUAAGGCACCCAUUAAAUGGACUAACAACACGGUUCCUAUUUCCAUGUGCUCUGAUAUCUGCCCUCCUGACUUACCAAAUUGCAUCCCUUGUGAAAGUGGUACAUGGUCUAUGAAGGGAUCGAGUUUUUGUAAGCCAAAGAAAGAGGACUACUGGAAAUGGGAUGGGGCCUAUGCGAUAGUUCUGCUUACAUUUGUUGCAUUUGGGUUUGUGCUGUUGCUUUUCACCCUGAUUAUCUUCCUGGUCUUUCGUGGAGGUCCUGUUAUGAAACAGGCUGGAGGAGACAUUUGCUUUUUUAUCAUGUCAGGGUUAGCGCUCAGUUAUGCAAGCGUCGUGUUGUUUAUUGGCAAACCCAAUGUCCACAUGUGCAGAGGACGUCAGAUCUUGUACGCCUUAGGGUUCUCACUCGCAGUCUCAUGUAUUUUGGUAAAAGCUCUACGUACUUUUAUAGCUUUUCUUCUACCGUAUCGUCAGGAACGCAUAAAAAGGUUUUACAAGCCCUCAGUUAUUAUAAUCUGCGGGACUCUCAUUCAAGUUCUCAUCUGUAUCUUCUGGAUGAUAUUUGAUUCUCCUGCAGUGGAGACUUUUCAGUCUAACCAGAACAUGACAAUCACUUUUCAGUGCAAUGAAGGUUCUGGCAUUGGAUUUGCCAUCAUGCUUUCCUAUAUUGCAUUACUAGCAUUGAUAUGCUUUUUGCUGGCCUUUAAAGGGAGAAAGGUUCCUCAGCGCUUCAAUGAGACUGGACAUAUUAUCCUAAGCAUGUUGGUCUACCUUUUUGUAUGGGUCUGUUUCACCCCAGUAUACAUUGCAAAGAUAAAUGAGCGCUAUUCAAUUCAAGCAGCAGCCAUCCUGGUGUCAUGCUAUGGAAUUAUUUUCUGCCAUUUUGCACCCAAGUGGUACAUGGCUCUAUGCAAGAAUAAAGAAGACAUUACUCAAGAGGCAUAUAAGACAAGAGCAAAUGACCAAAGAAACUCAUUUGACUCAUUUGAUUUUAUUGAGAUUCCAGAAGGAGCAGAUUUUACAAUUAAGGGGUCACAGACUACCAUUAACUCUAACGAUACUGGUUUGGGUUCCACUGAAUUUACAAUGAAAGAAUUACAUCAAGAGAACAACAAAUGCUGUUUCCAGACAAUUCGUAAAAGAAGAAGAUCCAUUUGA